GACUGCCGGGGGCUCCUCUCCACCUGGCACCACGUCUCCCGCCGCAGGUUCAGCUCCAGAAGAGCCCGCUCUUCAGAUGCCGACAUUGCGAUGGUUUUGGUUUUUGUUUGUUUGGUGUGUUUUUCCCGUUUAUAAAUGAUCCAAAGUGUAGUCAGGUUGUGGUGCGGGAGGUUCCAUGGCAACGGGAAACCUGAGGCAGCUUGCCUGCACAUCAAAGAUCUUUUGUGUGCAGGAGGAUGUGUUACUCUUCCGGGAGCUUAACACCACACAAGGCUUCCAGAGUUUACUGUCUUUCCCAAAGCUUAGAGGUUUGAAUAACUACAACCUUUGAUAUUCUCCUUUUUUGGCAGCGAUGUCAAAGCUUCUUUUUAGUUCUCAUUUAAAGUUGCCGAAAAAACAGGCCUCCCACUGACUCAGAAGAAAGUCGCGACUGCUUCAUCGAAUACAGGCUUAAGAACCAACUGACCUAAAACUAUGUAAGACCUCAUAUCAAUAUCUACCAAUACCUGAUCAUUUUAGCCCAAAUGAUCUCUGUCAUAACGACAUGGAGAACACUGGCAGCGGGCUAAGGCUCAUAAAUAAAUCUGUUCGACACACUCCCGUUUGUUGUCCCCCCCACAUUUUGCUCCUGAGAAGUGGUUCUCACAUGAUGAUGUGUGUGUCUAUCACUGGACAAAAGGACCAGGCAACCCCCCCCCGUUGGUACCUGUAAAUAAAAACAGAGUGAGAGCUCCCGUCCCCCUCCCCUCUCCCCCCAAACCGAGGCAAACAGGGUGUCAGAAGGUUUGUGGCCUCGGACGUCCAGGGCUAGAGAGACGACAGCCAUCACAAGCUGAGGGAUUGCGUUUGCUGUCAAGUGUCUGCCAGGUGUCUCAGUUUCAGCUCAUGCGACGCUACCAGAAAAACUCCGGACACAAGUACUUUACACUCAACGUAAUUCAACUGAGAACUGUGUUGAGUUUCAGAACAGCAGUGAGCGGGUCGGAAAAUGUCGGGGUUUCAAGGGUGCGGUCGGGCGCGUUGUGAUUAGGACCUUUCAAAGGGCAAAAUAGACGUGAACUGAACUUUUAAGUCCGAAGGGUCUCUCUCUUUAGUCUCUUUUCUAUUCUUUUUUCCAUUUUUAAUAAUGAAAGCAUGAAACCAGUGGAAUCACCCGUGGGCUCGCACUUCUACCUGCAGCUUGUACCCGCUGCAAGUGGAGUCCCUCUGGGUCAGACGGUGAUUAGGAUUAGGGCAGAUAACGGCCUGAGCAUAUGGAGUUUAUGGACCAAGCACGGACAUUACAGGCCUGCAAGGGGCCUCGUGUUUGUCAUUUGCACUUCCGCCUGUCGACGAAUUCAUCUGAUUGUUUAACAGUAACAUUUAGCUUUUAGUUCAGGUCUUACAGAAAUGGUAAAUGUAACGUGCUUCAACUGAGGUUAAACGCACAUUCAACGUUCACUCACAGUGAAAUGUUCCUUAAAAAUAUAUUAAUGUUUAAUAUUGAUGUAGGGUUUGACAGUGGUUGUCUCAUUAACUAAGUACAUUUGGUAUUAAAUUUUGCAAUUAGUAUUUUUAUUAAUGCAUGAUAUCCACGUGACAGACUAAACAGAAGGAAAUGUAGUAUUUCCAUUGAACUAUUACCAUCAACUCUCACAACAUGUGAUGGGUGAUGGCAGGGCUCACCGGCUGAAAGUCCACAACGGGCCAUGUUUCCCUGCACAGGCUGUUGCAUCAUGGUUCCACAUGGUCCCCGAUCACCACCACAUAAACCCCCCUGGCCGUGCUACGAGAUACCGCAGCCUCUUGCUGCUCUUCUAUUGGUUCGCCAGCAUCGGAAGGCCUUGUGUCAGCGUCGGCUGAACAAAAGAUAGAGGGACCUAGAGAGGAAACCAGACGGCGAGAGAGAGAGAGAGAGAGAGAGAGGCGCACAAGUCGGGCAGCCGGAGCCGGAGAGAAGCAGAGACCGGAGGUUUAGUGAGGAGUGGGACGCGUUCAAGUAGGUUGUCCGACUAACUGAUCAGGUCCCGGGCAUUUCGUAGUCAUCCACGUUCUCUAUAGCAUCGUAGCGACUUCCACCGGCAACCGAAUGAGGAAACCGGUCUGUUUGGCGUUUCCGCGCUUCUUGCCAGGCGCCUAACUGUCAGCUCUCGACCCAGCGGCGGAGAAGAGAAGAGGAGGAAAACGAAAACAAAACAAAACAAAAAAAAGGUAUCAUGGUCGCCGGCGAGCUCGUGCAGGAGCAUCUGCGCGCGGAUACCGGCGCACCUGACGACAUCGCGGUCGUCGGGAAGACCCCCGAGCUGCAGGGCGCAGCCGCGCGGGACGCGGAUCCGACAUACGGCGCGUCGCCGGCGUGCGGCGCUGCGGGGGCGGACGCCGACACUGCGCCGGAGCAGGAGAAGGAACCGCCGCCGGAUGAGAGAGAGGCGAUGCUGCCCGACGGAGGCGGAGACGGAGGCGAGGCGGAGGAGGAGGGGAAGAGGCCGGAGACGAGACUCUACUGGCGCCGGUUCGCCGUGUUGACCGUUUUCAGCCUGUACUCCCUGGUCAACGCCUUCCAGUGGAUCCAGUACAGCAUCAUCGCCAACGUGUUCACCCAGUACUACGGCGUGACCAACGACAAGGUGGACUGGCUGUCCAUCGUCUACAUGGUCGCCUACGUGCCGCUCAUCUUCCCGGCCACCUGGCUGCUGGACCGGAGAGGUCUGCGCCUCACGGCCCUGCUGGGCGCCGGCCUCAACUGCGCCGGCGCAUGGCUCAAGUGCGCCAGCGUCAGCCCCGAGCUGUUCGGAGUCACCGUCACCGCGCAGGUCAUCUGCUCCGUGGCGCAGGUGUUCAUCCUCGGCCUGCCGUCCCGCAUCGCCUCGGUGUGGUUCGGGCCCCGGGAGGUUUCCACCGCGUGCGCCGCGGCCGUGCUCGGGAACCAGCUGGGAACAGCCAUAGGCUUCCUGUUGCCUCCAGUUUUAGUCCCAAACACGCCCGAGGAUGUGAAACUGACGGGUCAGAACAUCAGCCUCAUGUUCUACGGCACCGCCGCUGUCUCCACGGGCCUCUUCAUCCUCACGGUUAUAGUCAUAAAGGACCGCCCUCCCCUCCCUCCCAGUCAGGCCCAGGCUGUCUUACCAGACUCCCUUCCUGAAGAUUACUCCUACAAACAGUCCAUCAUCAACCUGAUAAAGAAUAAAGCCUUCGUCCUGCUGCUCAUCAGCUACGGUAUAAUGACUGGUUCCUUCUAUUCUGUCUCAACACUUCUCAACCAGAUGAUCAUGGCCUGCUACGAGAAUCAGGAGUUGAACGCUGGGAGAAUUGGUUUGACUCUGGUUGUUGCUGGGAUGGUUGGAUCCAUCCUCUGUGGCGUGUGGCUGGACCGCACAAAGACGUACAAGAUGACGACUCUGAUCGUGUACGGCCUGUCGUUUCUGGGCAUGGUGGUCUUCACCUUCACUCUGAACCAAGACGACAUUUACCUGGUCUUCUUCACCGCUGGAGUCCUGGGGUUCUUUAUGACGGGUUACCUGCCUCUGGGCUUCGAGUUUGGAGUGGAAAUCACCUACCCAGAGUCUGAAGGAACAUCGUCAGGACUCCUCAAUGCUUUCGCUCAGAUAUUCGGGAUCAUUUUCACUCUGAUUCAGGGGAAGCUGACCACGGAUUACAACCCACUGGCUGGAAACCUCUUCCUCUGCGCUUGGAUCUUUCUUGGGAUACUGCUCACUGCCUUAAUCAAGUCAGAACUGAAAAGACACAAUGUCAACAUGGGAGCAGACAGCAACCACCUUCAAGCACUCCCUACUGAGUGUGUUGGGGACUGCCCUUCAGAGAAGAAAACCAACGGAGUCAAGCUGGAGCCCUCGAUCAGCUUCUCCCGAGAAACCUCACUGUGACCCUGCCAAGAGGCUGACUCGCAGGACAAAUGAGAAGGCCUCCCUGCUGCCCUGGGAUACGUGCUGGCGCCACAGCGCACAUGUGAUGCACCUAAAGGUGCGCUUGAUUUUUAUUGCCGAGCAGAAUUUCCUCGAUAUUUGGGAAGGUGAAGGCUCUGGAUUUGAGCCAAGUCUAAUCAAGCACAGCCACAAUCUACACUGGAUUCAGGCCGGGCAGGGUGACCAGCAGGAAUCAGAGGGAGCUGUCGGGUGAAACCUCCACACAACAGUCCUCUGCAGAGGAAUCCAGGUCCCUCAUGCUCCCAAACACUUGUGAAGACGAAGCCUUACCUCCAGUUUUCCAGUUUCCUCCUGGCACAGUCGUUUUGGAUUGGUUAAAAAAAAAAAAAAAGUAUGCAAGCGAUGGCAUGCAAAAGAAGCUCCACUGCACUUUAUUUGUAUUGUAGCUUGUGAAGCAUGGUGCUUUUAGUUUGGUUACUGGAUGCAAAUCCAGCUCGGGGGGAAAAACAGACUGGUAAAACAAGCUCCAGUUUCCUGGAUCACUCAUCACAAGGUUUGCCGCGGUUGAAGCAAAAUGUCCCUGUGACUCUAGAGGGAUCAUAACAGCGGGUGAAGUCUCCAGGAGGAGGAAACAGAAAAGCCUUUCUCUUCGGUUUUGUCCUGUGGCCUCUGCCCGUCGAACAAGGCCAACAUAUCCUGAGUUUACUUGAAUUAUCCUUUGAUGCUCCGGACUGCAGUUGUGAGACACUCCAAGUGUUGUUGCGUUAUGUUAUCGUUUCGUUUGGUUUCUUCUUUACAUACAACAGUGGUUAUGUCGUAAAGUAGCCAGAGGUCUAGACAAACACAUAGUGCAUGAAAGUAAAUCUUACACAGCUGACAUUGUCUAAAAUCAUCUGGAAAUUUUCUUUUGCAGCUUCUUUGUGACACAGGUUUACGUAUGAAUGUGCUUUGUAUUUGCUGGGAUACAUAAAUCUUUGACUGUGCCUACCUGGUACAGCAAAAAUCACAAAACAAAACGAAACAAAUUUCAAAGGGCGCAUCCCAGAGCUUUUUCCCUCUGUCCCUUCGUUUACUCAACAUCCCACAGGGGACAAAGAGGUGAGGGGAGAACAGUUUAUUCCACUUUAUGAAGGGGCCCUGACAUAAAUAACACCAAACACCAAAACACUAUGCUCAUGAUUCAUGUUAACUAAUUAGCAAAUCAUAAGCAGUUCUCAAAACUUCUGGGCCUCUAUCUAGGGCUCUGUUUAUUAACCAAUGUCUUUCAUCCAUCAUUUCACAUCCAAACGUUAAUGUGAAAUAGUUGCCAUCACGAUAGGUUCCGGCAAACAGUUCGGUGACACCUUGAAGAAAAGUUACAGAUUUGUUUAGACGAUACCUUAAUUUGUCUCUGACUAAUAGGGUUAAAGAAGAUUAUGACGUUAGAGAAACAACUAUCUGCUGUAGUAAAAUAGAACAUGUACUGUAUGUAAUAUGGCUUGUACUAUAGCUCCAUGACGACACAGACGUGCUGCAGCGUCUCCUACACAAACCACUAAGGACCAAACAGAAUGUGAAGAUGUUCUGACUUCAGUGCACAAUGACAAGAUACACGCACAACUUCGAGUUUUAUACUCCGAUGCAUGAUUUGAGACGUGUUUUUAAUGUUGACUCCUGUCCGUUACUAUGGUGAGAACCUGAGGGUCCCGGCCGGGUCAGGCUGCCGUUAGCGAGACCUGGGGGCCCGGUAGAAGCGCAGCGCCGUCUCGUGGACUUUCUGCAGUAGCAGCAAGGCGAGCGGAGUGGACAGGAGAAGCACAAACGUGAAACAAAAGAUCAUGCUACUUCAGUUAUAUAAAAAAAAAGGACUUCUGCUUACAUGGCUUUCUUUACCCAUUUUAACUCAAAAUUAUACUCUUCUUUUUGACUUGUGUAUGACCGUUGCCAGCAUCCGCUGUUUCAGAAUACCUAUAAAACCUUUGUUUAAUACGUAGUGUUUGAUACGCUAUCCACACUGGAUUGGUUUUCAGUCGUUUAUUUGGGCUUGAACCCUUUUUUAAAAUCAGUCAUUGAAAGUAAUUAAAGUACUUUAGUUGUACUUUCAAUCUACCGCUACUCUAUUCUGUACUUCUACUCCAUCACUAUUCAGACUUUGCAGAUUUGAGAUUAAAAACAUAUAAUCAACAAAUGAAUUAUGAAGCAUCAUCAUAGGUUAAGAUAAGACUUUGUUGAAAUGGGCCAUUCUGCAUAAUGAGUUACUUUUAUGUUUGGUAUUUUAAGUAUAUUGUGAUGCCAAUACUUUUGUACUACUUUUGAAUGCAGGGCUUUUACUUGUAACGGAGUAUUUUUAACAGGUACUGCAGUUUUUACUUAAGUUUCAGCUCCUUUUCUUUCCUCUGGAAACUGUAAAAUGGCAUCAGACAACUUCAGCAGUUGCACUCAGCAACACUUUCUAGACAAUUCUGGUUCACUGACAUCAUGUUAUUUACGGUCAAGACUAAGAAGCUCGCCGCACUUCAACAUGGAUGAUCAGAGAAACGGUUGAUUACUCAGCGGCAUUUGGCAACGACAUGCGAUUUUACAAAAUUACUCCGCGGUUAUCGCAUCUCUCUGCGUGUCACACUAGACCUGUGUGAAAAUAGGAAUCAGUUUCGUCUGUAAAUCAGCAGACGGGCAUCUUUACUUAUUUUUGCCAUAACAUAACCUUUACAUUUCUCAAUACACCUUUAACAUGGCUGCAUGUCUCUCCAGACCAAUCGACAAUCUUCCGUUUCAUUUCUUUUCGGUUGAGAAUAUUUGUUUGGUUCUACUCCUUUCAAACCAUUGAAAAUAUUUUAUGUGUAAACCCGGUAGGAAUGAUUGAUGCAUUCUUCUGUUUUGUGGUUCCUAGUUGACGAAAAUCUAACAUUUCUUUGUCUUUCUCUAGUUCCUAUAACAGGAACUUUUUAUACCACACUAAGGUCUUGUUGGUAAAAUAUAUUUGUUUUGUCAAGUUAGGCUGUUGUAUUAAUCUGUGAAUAAUUAUAGCAAAUAGCACUGAGUGAAAUGUAUUAUGAAAGAGUCGAUAACGUGAGAAUUCAGCUUGUUUGAUACAAGCCGAGACAUUUCAUGACAUGUUUUCAUAUUUUAAAAAAUUUGCACCUGUAAAA
This is a messenger RNA of Xiphias gladius (swordfish), 6991 nucleotides long. RefSeq names its product FLVCR heme transporter 1 (gene flvcr1). NCBI's taxonomy places the organism in Eukaryota, Metazoa, Chordata, Actinopteri, Istiophoriformes, Xiphiidae. Gene Ontology annotation, cellular component: membrane; mitochondrion. The transcript has 10 exons. Gene Ontology annotation, biological process: erythrocyte differentiation; heme export; transmembrane transport. The record is from RefSeq and is a predicted model, not a curated record. Gene Ontology annotation, molecular function: heme transmembrane transporter activity; heme binding. The coding region runs from base 2196 to 3863 and encodes 555 amino acids.